AUGAACGGCUCCGUAGACCCUUUCAAAGAAGUCGCAAAGUUUACAGACUAUGCCGACUUCAAGCAGUGGUGCUCCCACAACAAACUCCCCCGUGGAUACGCAAAGGCAGUUUGGGAUUUCCACGAGAAGGAAGCCCGCGAUAUGGAAUAUAAACGCGAACGGCGCCACAACAUUUUCGAGGACGGCGACCCUAUCGCUGGAACCAUCACGUCCCCUGCACUGCUCGACCUUCGCUUCGACGCACCCAUCCGCAAGACCCUUGUUCUUGUCGGUCCAGCCGGUUCCGGGAAGGUUCGAUGGGUUCUCGAAAACAGCCCCAAGCCGAUCUACAUCAUUCGUUCCCCAAGCGACCUCCGCGGCUUCAGCAAGUUCCUGCAGCGAUUUCCCGGUUACAUCAAGUCGAUGCUCUUUAUCCAGAUGGAUUUCAAGAAAUAUCCUUAUAACGAGCAGAGAAACGUGGUGGAAAGCCAAGUCCCCACUGCCCGUAUUCCUUACCACGGACAUGGGGUAAAAAUCCCAGUCAAUAUUCAGAGGACAUUUGUCUGGAGCGGCGACGGAUUCCCGUUUGGAGAAGAAGCGGGGGUCAGGCGUAGGAUGCAUAUAGUUAAUACAAAUCUUGCUGAGUAA
This is a messenger RNA of Fimicolochytrium jonesii, 627 nucleotides long. RefSeq lists its product as uncharacterized. NCBI's taxonomy places the organism in Eukaryota, Fungi, Chytridiomycota, Chytridiomycetes, Spizellomycetales, Powellomycetaceae. The coding region runs from base 1 to 627 and encodes 208 amino acids. The record is from RefSeq and is a predicted model, not a curated record. The transcript has a single exon.